GCAGAACAUCAACAAACCUUCAUUAAGGAACCAUAUACAGGAACGAAGCAUUACGUAUCAAUACGUAGGACAUCAAAAAUGGCGCCUCCACCAAAGCAACGGAAGAUUGCCAUUGUGGGCUCGCGAUCAGUUGGCAAAUCUUCCCUGACGGUCCAGUUCGUCGACGGACAUUUCGUGGAGAGCUACUAUCCCACGAUUGAAAAUACUUUCAGCAAAGUUAUCAAGUACAAGGGCCAGGAAUUCGCAACAGAUAUCAUCGACACAGCUGGUCAGGAUGAAUACAGUAUACUUAAUUCCAAGCACUUCAUUGGGAUCCAUGGGUAUAUCCUAGUGUAUUCGGUUGCUUCGAUGCAGUCGUUCGAGAUGGUACAGGUCAUCCGUGACAAGAUUCUGAACCACUUGGGAACUGAUUGGGUACCGGUCGUCAUUGUCGGCAACAAGAGCGAUUUGCGACCCGAGCAGCGCCAGGUCACUGCAGAAGAUGCGAAACAGCUGGCAGAGAAAUACUCGUGUGCGUGGACGGAAGCUAGCGCGCAGUUCAAUGAGAAUGUCACCAAGGCAUUUGAGUUGAUGAUUGCACAGAUCGAGAAGUCACAGAAUCCAAAUGAGCCGACGGGGGGGAAUAAGUGCUUGGCUAUGUAG
Molecule: messenger RNA, 642 nt
Organism: Pseudogymnoascus destructans
Lineage: Eukaryota; Fungi; Ascomycota; Leotiomycetes; Thelebolales; Thelebolaceae
Product: GTP-binding protein
Exons: 4
Coding region: 79-642 (187 amino acids)
Biological process (GO): small GTPase-mediated signal transduction
Cellular component (GO): plasma membrane
Molecular function (GO): GTP binding; GTPase activity; GDP binding
Source: RefSeq, a predicted model, not a curated record